This is a messenger RNA of Aureobasidium uvarum, 1026 nucleotides long. Lineage: Eukaryota; Fungi; Ascomycota; Dothideomycetes; Dothideales; Saccotheciaceae. The record is from the annotation of a GenBank genome assembly.
AUGCCUCCCAGCACCAGGCGCUUGCAGCGUGGCACCCAUCUCACCGAGAACCAACCAGAUACCACAAACACAACCCUCGCUAAGCCAUUCCCCUUCCUCGAACUUCCAGAUACAGUCCGGCAGCGUCUUUAUGAACUUCACCUCGAAGCACCGCGGGGUUUCGUGCGUUUGUUCAGCAAGUCAGGUCCCACGCGUGUCCAGAGCAAAGUCACGCCUGCGAAAGUCAAGAUUAACAUCAUGUUCACGUGCCGGCAAAUCUAUCAAGAAGCUAUGCCAGUGCUUUACCGCGUCAACAACUUCUGCAUUGGCCCUCUUCCUCAUGCAGACUUGCUCCAGGACCAUGACAUAGCACAGUGCGACAAGUGGAUUCGCAAUAUGCCUGUGAAAGGACGAAACCUCAUCAACAAGCUCGAAUUAUGGCUUCCGAUCCCGCCACUUGUCCUCCUCGACUUUGAUCUUAGAUGGCGAGAUAUGCGAGAGAUUUUUCCCGGCCUCAAAAGCUUGACCCUGUUCUUCGAUCUCAACAAUCAGCUCAAAAGUUCAUGGUGGUCAUUGCCAGAGCCUGAGGAGUGCGAGAGAUAUUAUCAGCAUUUCAAGAGCAUGAUGCCACAAGCUAGAGAGACUUUUGUUGAUCUGAGGAUGCUCAGGCCGAGUCUCGUCGAGUGGCAGCCAUUAAUCGACAGUAUUAACGAGGUGUGGGACGUAUCUCCAGGCGAGUCUGCCUUCAUCACCCAAGAUUUACACCAUGCGAACAAACAUGCAGAGCAGAAGAGGGCUCUAGAAAAGGCACUGUUUGAGUCAUUUGGCGUAAGAGCUGCUGGCCAUCGAGGUCUCAGCUAUUGGCAGAUCCGACAGAACAAGGCAAUAAACUCAGAUUCGCCUUUGACCGACGAUGACACUGACGACGAAUAUGAAUGCUUUGACAAGUUUGAUGCUCCCAAGAUUGUUGCAAGGUUAGAGAAGAAGCUGGAGAGCUUGGCUCAUGGAUCAUUCGAUUUCGAAGAGGAAGAAGGUUCGUGGUGGUGA